AUGGGAAUCACUGGGAGAAUCAGACCGGCACCAAAAAACGAAGAUGAAAUGAUGGUUGCAAUUUUUGAAUACAUUGACAGACUUUUCAAUAUAGUAAGACCAAGAUGACUUCUCUACAUGGCAAUAGAUGGAGUGGAACCACGUGCUAAAAUGAACCAGCAGCGUUCGAGGAGGUUCAGAGCAUCAAAGGAAGGAAUGGAAGCAGCAGUAGAGAAGCAGCGAGUCAGGGAAGAAAUACUGGCAAAAGGUGGCUUUCUUCCUCCAGAAGAAAUAAAAGAAAGAUUUGACAGCAACUGUAUUACACCAGGAACCGAGUUCAUGGACCAUCUUGCUAAAUGCCUUCGCUAUUACAUAGCUGAUCGUUUAAAUAAUGAUCCUGGGUGGAAAAUUUUGACAGUUAUUUUAUCUGAUGCUAGUGCUCCUGGUGAAGGAGAACAUAAAAUUAUAGAUUACAUUAGAAGACAAAGAGCUCAGCCUAACCAUGACCCAAACACUCAUCAUUGCUUAUGUGGAGCAGAUGCUGAUCUCAUUAUGCUCGGCCUUGCUACAUAUGAACCCAACUUUACCAUUAUUAGAGAAGAAUUCAAACCAAACAAACCCAAGCCAUGUGCUCUUUGUAAUCAGUUUGGACAUGAAGUUAAGGACUGUGAAGGUUUGCCAAGAGAAAAGAAGGGAAAGCACGAUGAACUUGCAGAUAGUCUUCCUUGUGCAGAAGGAGAGUUUAUCUUCCUUCGUCUUAAUGUUCUUCGUGAGUAUUUGGAAAGAGAGCUCACCAUGGCCAGCCUACCGUUCACAUUUGAUGUCGAGAGGAGCACUGAUGACUGGGUCUUCAUGUGCUUCUUUGUGGGAAAUGACUUCCUUCCUCACCUGCCGUCGUUAGAGAUUCGGGAAGGUGCAAUUGACCGUUUGGUUAACAUAUACAAAAAUGUGGUUCACAAAACUGGGGGUUACCUUACAGAAAGUGGUUAUGUCAGUCUGCAAAGAGUACAGAUGAUCAUGUUAGCAGUUGGUGAAGUUGAGGAUAGCAUUUUUAAAAAGAGAAAGGAUGAUGAGGACAGUUUUAGAAGACGACAGAAAGAAAAGAGAAAGAGAAUGAAGAGAGAUCAACCAGCUUUCACUGCUGGUGGAAUAUUAACCCCUCAUGCCUUGGGUUCAAGAAAUUCACCAGGUUCUCAAGUAGCCAGUAAUCCGAGACAAGCAGCCUAUGAAAUGAGGAUGCAGAAUAAUUCUAGUCCUUCAGUAUCUCCUAAUACGAGUUUCACUUCUGAUGGCUCCCCGUCUCCGAUAGGAGGAAUUAAGCGAAAAGCAGAAGACAGUGACAGUGAACCUGAACCAGAGGAUAACGUCAGGCUUUGGGAAGCUGGUUGGAAGCAGCGGUACUACAAGAACAAAUUUGACGUUGAUGCAGCUGAUGACAAAUUCCGUCGUAAAGUUGUACAGUCGUACGUUGAAGGGCUCUGCUGGGUUCUUCGAUAUUAUUACCAGGGCUGUGCUUCCUGGAAGUGGUAUUAUCCAUUUCAUUAUGCACCAUUUGCUUCAGACUUUGAAGGUGUUGCAGACAUGCCUUCUGAUUUUGAGAAGGUUUAA
Molecule: messenger RNA, 1587 nt
Organism: Diceros bicornis minor
Lineage: Eukaryota; Metazoa; Chordata; Mammalia; Perissodactyla; Rhinocerotidae
Product: 5'-3' exoribonuclease 2-like
Exons: 18
Biological process (GO): nuclear-transcribed mRNA catabolic process
Cellular component (GO): nucleus
Molecular function (GO): 5'-3' RNA exonuclease activity; RNA binding
Source: RefSeq, a predicted model, not a curated record